CAAGAGGGGCCGAGAGAGGCUGCGUCGGGUCCGGCCGGUCGGUCGCGUAGCUGUCCCGUCGGCGGCGCCUUUGGUAGCCGAAAGGUAGAAGGAUCCCCCCACACCCGUUCGCCGGAGAGGAGGCGCCUGGCGACUCCGCCCUCCGGACGUCCAGCAGCAGGCCGCGAGAGAGGGUGUCCUCCCCGCGGCGGCGCGCCGAACGAGCACUAGCCAUGCCGCCGGCCUACGCGCGGAGCGGCCAGCGCCGUCGCAGUUAGCCCCGCCGAGAGACCCAUGGAUUACGCGGUGCGCUGGUUCGCCGCUGCCGUGCUCUUCCUCGCCUUGCUCCUGCGCACGGCAACGACAGUGAAGGUGUCCGAAGGCGUGAACGGCAUCAGCCAUUUCAACAGGCGGCGGCUCAUCGACCCCAAGAUGGAGGCGUAUCGAGAAUCCAUGGCGAUGCGGUGGCAACUCAUCAUGGAGCCAGCGCGCGUGUGCAAGAAGAAGCGGCUGCUGCGCGGCCGCAAGGCGCGCAUUUGCCGCAAGGAGCCCAAGGUGGUGCGCGAGAUCGCGCGGGGAGUCGACCUGGGAAUUCGGGAGUGCCAGAAUCAGUUCCGCUUCCAUCGGUGGAACUGCUCGACGCUCCGGUCGUCCAUGAAGAAAGUGCUCAUGAAAGACACUCGCGAGGCGGCGUUCGUGGACGCCAUCGUGGCGGCGGGUGUGGUGUACGCGCUGACAGAGGCGUGCGCCCAGGGUCGCCUGCUCGAUUGCCAAUGCAGGCGGCGGCACAACGCCGUGAACCACCUGCAGGGCCGCACUGGCUGCGACCACUUCGUCGACUUCGGAUAUCACAAGUCGCGCGACUUCAUGAACCGGAAGCGCGUCGGUGACCUGCGUGCCACCAUCUUGUCGCACAACUACGAGGCCGGACGACAGGCCGUGCGACUGCACCUGGAGCGCGUGUGCCGCUGCCACGGCAUGUCCGGCACCUGCUCGCUGAAGACGUGCUGGCGCAAGCUGCCCACCUUCAGCAAGGUGGGGCUGCGGCUGAAGCAGCGCUUCCAGGGCGCGGUGCGCGUCACGGCCGGCAACUCGGGCAAGGGCUUCGUACCGGAGACGGUGAGGCCGCCGGGACGCGAGGACAUCGUUUUUUCCGAAGAGUCGCCCGACUACUGCGAAGCCGACCGGCGCACCGGAUCCCUGGGCACCAGGGGGCGCCUCUGCAAGCUGGGCUCGCAGGGUCCCGACGACUGCCGGACCCUGUGCUGCGGUCGCAAGGUGCGCAGCCGGCAGACAGUGGUGAGCGUGGCGUGCAACUGCACCUUCCAGUACUGCUGCAACGUCACGUGCCAGACGUGUCUCGAGACUCUGCACGAGACCACGUGCCUAUAGGGGGUCAACGUUCAAUGUGUGGGGACCACCAAAGAGCGCUCUUCUGGAAGUGUGCCGCUGUGCUGCGCCUUAGCUUUGCUCUGAACGCUACGAGGAACUAGUGUGUGGCUUAGUGAUCGAAUGGUGUGACUGUGAGAGACUUUCUCGAAUGCCCUGAACAUCGACGCUGCUUCCAAACGACGUAUGCACGCGACUGACAGAGAACUGCUUCCUUCUUCUUCAUUCGACCGCUGCAGUUAGCUUCGUCCUCGAUUAGUAGCUCACUCGCGCUUGCUUCACAACUUCGACAACGCCGGUAACGAAGAUUCGAAGCACCAUGGGAGAAUCGUGGUUCGAGACAGCGCUUAGACAGAUGGGUCCACAAGGGGCAGGCUUCUGCCGGGACACGUCAAUGGCGCGGGCUCGCCAGACUUAAGAACAGAAACAAAGAGAACAAAAGUGCUUCUUCAUUUUCGACAAGGUCUGUGAUAUAGUAAACUGUGGGCUCCGUGAGCUCGUGCUUUGAACGACCGGCGGCCUGUGUCUGUGCGUGUGUGUGUUCGUAUUCUGCGUGUAUACAUGUGUGGACUAAAAAGCCGGUAUUUCGGGCAAAGUGUGCCAACCGUUCGUUGUGUAUCGCGUCCAUGGCACUGGCGGCUUUCAGAGCCGGGGAAGCUGUGUGCGCGCGCUUGAGGACAAUCUUAUGUAUCGAACGCGCGACGUGUGUUGACGGUAAAUUGAGUGUAGGUGUUUUUUUUUCUUUAGCUGUUGUUGCUAUUUUUUUGGCAAUUUGAAGAUGAGGACAGUCGUUUGCUGCUCCUUGGCCUUCGCGGCUGAUGGCAUUUAAGACCUGGUAUAGUCAAGCUUCCACGUUUUUGUGUUCUUCCUGUGGGUUUCUUUCUUUUCAGUCAGGAGCAAACGAUGAGAUGGCUGUUUAUGGUACUGUGGCGCCCCACGAGGCCGUGCAUUCGAUGCUUGCAGGCUAUGAGAAAUUUUUCUUAAUAUGCGCGGCUAUUUGAUGUAUAGUUUAAGGCAUUUUACUAACCUGCGUGCAUCAGUGCAAUUUACAUGACGGCUUUUUAUGUCGUGUUAGUUUGUGUCGUAGUAUUGUUGUUAGCGACAUACGUGUGCGUGAUAUAUGUUUCUUUCUUUCUUUUUUGGGGGGGAGGGGCAGGUGAGACGUCAGAGACUUUAUUGCGGCUGGUAUGCAGUGUUGAUCGUGCUUGUCUGUCACAAUAAGCCUUUCCUGCUUUUUCAUUUCUAUAGGCCAAACAAAACGAGAAUGAUGUUUUUUUUUAUUAUUGAGAAUGGGAGGGCGGAUGUAGUUUAAAACUCAUGAUUGAGUCAUUGAGCAGGAGAAUUUCAGAACAGCGGUAUUUGUUUUGUUCACUAAAAGCCCACAAUUUCUUUGAGAAAAGCUUCGUUCUUCACAACUGUGAUCGGCGCUAUUGUGUUGUACCGCUUUGAAUGGUAGGUGUUUGCAUUCAAGAAUUUUUCUUCGUAAGCUUUUUUUUUUUUUUGACCGCUAGCUCUUGGGGUAUUUUUGCUUUUUUUGUUUUUCAACGUGAAAGCUCGUUGUUUUAGAACAACAAAACAAAACAAUUUAUAUAGAACAUGGAAUUUCAACACUCACCUAAGUCAGCAUGCCCAGUCAACUUGGCUAGCUAACUGCCUGCACCUCAAUAUUUACAGAAUACACGAAAAAAUGCACCGACGUAUUCGUGCCAAAGAUUAUAAUGCGAAGUGAACGAGCUGCUUGCACGCUUACUUGCAGGAAGGUUUUCAUCGUCGUAAAAAGUGUCCACUUUCAUGCGACAUUUAGGCUUAGCUAAGUAAUAUCUUGAACAUUUCUUAUCUACUUGCCACAUUACAUUCUUGUUUUGUUCCGAGGAGAGUGAUUAUAGCUGCUGUAAGACCACAGUCAAUGUUGUGGGCUCUUAUUAUUUAAUUACCACCGUAACAGCAGCACUUAAGAAGGCACUGGGUUACAGAAGAAUAACAUGGUCACGAAUAAUUGUAGUAUACCAGCCAAAGGACGCUCAUUGCAGCUCUACUAAUGUUCGCUUCCGCUAUUUAUUGUGUUGUGAGAAGCAUUUAUGGCAUUAUUCGCGUAGCUCUUACGCCGUUCAUAACACGAAAAUGAGCGAACACUACACGUUAGAUGCGUCUGUAUUAUAACGAGCAUUCAGCGUAUAUAAACACAACUGUUUAUUAACUUUGUCGCGGAGAGACAAAAUCUUCAUCAGGGCUGUUGAAACCAUGCAAUAACCGCCGUAAUCAUUAAGUCAUUUGCCGCAAACGUAAUUGGCGAUUUUGUAAACUUUGUGCUGCACAGUGGAAAGAAACCGGUAUAACAAUGAGCUCAUCUUCGUCGCUAAAAGAUUCAGCGCUGCGCCUUUACAGAAUCUGCUGCCGGAUUGUCCAUACUGCAAUUGACGUUGGUAGCGUGAGUAAUGACUGCCCUACCUAAUGAAACCACCAGCAUCACACUAUCAAAAUUUAUUUCAUCCCGCAUGCGUUGUUUAGAUGAUGAUAUCAUAACGCGCAGAGAUUUUAACAGCCUAAUCUUCGAUGACGUUCAUUUGCUGAAAACGUGACAACGUUAUAGAACAAAAUUUCACACGCGAAGUGGGGCAGCUUGGGCUAGUUGGUUUGGCAUGACGAUAGUUAUAGCGCGAGAACAAAACGACGACACAGAGACAAGAAGGAUUCGUGUCCUUCUUGUCUCUGUGUCGUCGUUUUGUUCUCGCGCUAUAACUAUCUUCACACGCGAGUGCUGAAAGACGCCAUCACUUCCGCGGUGUCAGUACGAAGUCGCGUAAUGUCCGCGUUUUUUUUUUUAAUCGCAUCAUUUUCAAUAAAUCCGCCCCUUUGUAACAGAGUCGCAAGUUUUGGUUUCCAGGCAACAGCUACGUCGUCUACGUUUUGAGCUUACUUGACAGAUUUAACUUAUUUUAUUACGCAACACGAGCGUUAUGUUUUAUCUCUACGUGGGCCUCAUUGCGACUUUUGUUUACCACCAGCGUGCCUUCAGUGCCAUCAGAAAGAUUUUUUUUUUUUUGCCUUCAGUCUUCGUGUGCCCUAUAAAGAUGUUGUUUCGUAAACUA
Rhipicephalus microplus (southern cattle tick) is the source of this 4457-nucleotide messenger RNA. Its product is annotated as protein Wnt-6. The record is from RefSeq and is a predicted model, not a curated record. Gene Ontology annotation, biological process: canonical Wnt signaling pathway; neuron differentiation; cell fate commitment. Lineage: Eukaryota; Metazoa; Arthropoda; Arachnida; Ixodida; Ixodidae. Gene Ontology annotation, cellular component: extracellular region. Gene Ontology annotation, molecular function: cytokine activity; frizzled binding.